GGAGCUGCAAGCUGUUUCCCCUCUUCCUAUUCCGUCGUAUGAUUUACCUUAAAAUGGCAUGACAUCCGUCGCUAAAGUAAAAUACUCCUUAGAACGUAGCCUACCGUCUGGGGUUAGCUGACAAGGUCCAUCUCUGUGUGAGUCAUGCUCCUGGUGGAUCCCGGUGUGUUCAUUGGAACCGCGGCCGACCUUAAUGACAGUCAGGGGUUGGCAGAAGCCGCCAUCACUCACAUACUGUCUGUGGACUCUGUGGACCCAGGGCCUCUACUGCCUAUGGACUCUGGCUAUUGCGGGAAAUGGAUCAACGUCCUGGAUGAAGUGACAGCCGACCUCUUGAGCUACUUGGACGACUGCUAUCGGUUUAUUCAGGAGGCUGUGGAUGGAGGCGGUGCGGCGCUUGUCCACUGUCCAGGGUGGUCUCACCCCCAAACGUCAGGUGGGAUAGACUCCAGCUCAUCUAUGAAUCUAAAAAGGACAAUAGGGAUGGAUGGAUUUCAUACCAAUUAUAUGGCUGGACGUAGUCGCAGCGCCACUAUUGUGACUGCUUUCCUCAUGAAGCGAUACAAGCUGGGCUUCGCUGAGGCUUAUCAUAGACUGAAGAGUGUCAAGCAGGAUGUACAGGUCAACAGUGGUUUUGAGGAGCAGUUGUGUCUGUAUGAGGCCUUGCAGUGUGAAGUGGACACCAGCAGCCCUCUGUAUAAACAAUACAGACUGACCAAGAUCACUGAGAAAUACCCUGAGUUGCAGCAGGUUCCCAGGGAAGUGUUUGCAGCUGACCCCGCUCAGUCCAAAUCAUCUGAAGCCUCCUAUCGUUGCAGGAAGUGCAGAAGAACUCUGUUCCGUAGUUCCAGUCUUCUCAGUCACCCAGUGGGAGAAGGAGCGACAGCUUUUGGCCACAAAAAGUCCACUAACCUGACUGAAGGAGUCCAGUGUACAUCAUACUUCAUUGAACCAGUGCAGUGGAUGGAACAAGCUUUACUUGGCGUAAUGGAUGGACAGCUGCUGUGUCCUAAAUGCCAAUCCAAGCUGGGUUCGUUCAGUUGGUGUGGAGAUCAGUGUUCGUGCGGCCGCUGGAUCACGCCUUCCUUUCAGCUACAUCGAAACAGAGUGGAUGAGAUCCGGCUCAUUAACAUACAGAGAUAACGCACGACACUCCUCACAGUUGGAAAUAAACGACACACAAUGUAAUCCGCACAUCACUUCAAAUAAAAAUGUCUCAUCAAUACAGUAGCUAUCUUACCCAUCAGUACCUACCUACCGUAUAAUAUCUAAAAAUGACCAAGUGUCCCACCGUGCUGCUCAUCCCGAGCAGAGAACACAAAAAACAACGACGACAAAAAUCUGGUCAUGACAAAGUGUACUGUACUGUGUUCGUUUCUCAUAAAGGUUUGUACUGAUUUGUAUUGCAUAUUUGGUAUUGUUGAUCCAUCUGUACUGCUUGUCCCCAUUAGGGUACCGGAUGAAGUCAUGAAGUCAUAUGAAGAGGUUCUCCGUUGAUGGUUGUUCCCGACAUAUGUGUUCUCUAUGCACAGCACGAUGUAGUGGUUGGCGCACGAACGAGUGUGCUCUCCUAACAGGCGUCCUGUCUGAAGCAAUGCGGCCUGACCUGUCACCGCCAUAUCGGCAGUCCUCCACGCUUCGCAGUAGUUCAUGGUUGUACGGAUUCCCAUAGUGCUAGAACCAUGCCAAAUCAGCUUCUCUGGCCUGGAAAGGAGGGAAAGAGACAUAAAUGCAGUAAGUAGUCUGCACCUUGGAGUGGGUGCCAGUCAGUCACAGACUAACGCUGUUAGUCCCAGGAUACAGAUGGAUCCUCCAUGGCUUGGAGAAAGUAACCACCUGGGCUAGGAUGCCGUUCAAGCCAGAAAAAUCCAAGUCCCCGGUACUAAAGCGAGGGAAGGUAACAGACCGGUUCCAUUUCUCCCUUCAAAGUACACCAAUUCAAUCAGUCACAGAGAAGCCUGUGAAGAGCCUUGGAAAAAAUAUUUUACUGCUCUCUAAAGGAUGCCUCUUCCAUCAAGGCAAGGAAUGAACAGCUGGAGAGCUGGCUGACUGCUGUCGACAAAUCAGGCCUUCCAGGUAAAUUCAAAGCCUGGUUAUAUCAACAUGGCAUCCUACCCCGGAUUCUGUGGCCUAUGCUUGUGUACGAAUUUCCUAUCUCUUCCCUUGGAAGGACUUGACAAAAGGGUUAGCAAUUACCUCUGCCGGCGGUUGGGGUUGCUGAGAAGUCUGAGCACCAUCGCCCUCUACGGCAAUAAGAACAAGCUGAUGGUACCGUUCAGCAGCCUUAGCGAGGAGUUCAUGGUCACCAGAGCUAGGGAGGUUCUUCAGUCCAGGGAGUCCAAGGACCCAGAGGUGUCAAGUUGGCAUUGAAGUCAGAACAGGCAGAAAAUGGAGGUCACAUGAGGCGGUGGAUGAGGCAGAAUCCAGUGUGCGUCGCUGGAACUGGUGAGAUCUGUGGCUUGCUGCCAUGCAUGACUGGGAAACAUGGCAACUGCCCAUUAGAGCAGGCUGAACGGCAAGGAGAGGCGAGACCUGGUCCAAAAAGAAAUGAGCGCCAGGCUGGAGGAGCAGCAUGCUUACCAGAUGGUUGGAAUGACGCAGCAGGGUGCACGGACCAGAUGGGAAGAUGCCAUGUAGAGGAAGAGCUCGUGGGCAGACUUGUGGAGAGCUGAACUGCACUGCAUCAAGUUUCCCAGUCAAUAUAUGACACCCUGCCCAGUCAAUCCAACCUCUUUUGUCGGGGAAAAGUUGAAACGUCAGUGUGUACCCUGUGCCAGGGAAGAGGAUCCCUGGAGCAUAUCUUCAGUAGUUGUCCUAAGGCGCUUUGGGAUGGGCGCUAUCGCUGCAGCUAUGACUAAGUGCUAAACGAAUACAAACGACUACAACCACACAGGCGCAAAGUCCUGUUAUUAAGAGCAGGAGAAAUCCCACCCCGGACGACAAAAAGCUCAGACAGGCCUAUUGGGAACGGCAAGUGACUAGUUGCGAAGGGUAGACCUGGGGAAGCAACUCCGAUUCCCCAAUGACAUCGAGGAGACGCGCCUCAGACCGGACAUAGUGAUGUUCUCAACAACAUCCAAGCAGGUUCUCUUGAUGGAGCUAGCAGAGCCCUGGGAAGCAAGGAUGGAAGAAGCCAGUGAAAGGAAGAGGGAGAAAGGAAGUACACAGAGCUGGUGGAGCAGCGCUGGAGACUGGAGUGGCGGGAGAUGAUUUUGCUGUGGGAUCCAGGUGCGCACUUCAUUAAGUGGAACUCUUGACUUGUCAAGGAAAAUUCUCUACAGGUAUGCGUAUCACAAAAAGUCCGUUAUGUAAUUUCCUCUCUUUGCCGCCGAUUUAAAAAAAAAAAAAAAAAAAAAAAAAAAAAAAAUCAAUUUAAAUUAAAAUGUCUUAUUUCCCCCAGUGUAGUAGCAGUAACACUGAGGAUGCGCCGUAAUUCUUUCUCUCUCUAUCUCUUUCUUGUUUGUGUUUUUUUAACACGUAUCAAGGCAAAUUCCCUACAGGUGUGCACAUGUGCAUGCGCACUGUUCGAUAGAUUAUUAUUCUUAUUUUUUGCUUGUACACCAUGCCUUUGUGCGUACGUAUACUUUUAGGAAGAAUCCUACACACGCUUUGAUAAGUGAGGCCCCUGCUCCCCCGCGACCCUAAACGGGAUAAGCGGUGUCGAGAAUGGAUGGAUGGCUCACCCUCCAAUUGGCUAAUGAUGGGUGCCUUCACAUCAAGAGAGGAAAACAAAAAUUCAAAAUGUUGGGUUAUGCAUGAUCUCAAGUGCUUUUAUUAUCAUGACUAUGUAAUCUUCUGGAAUGAAGCUGAAAACAUUCCACCACGCUUUCAGUCACAGAAACUUACCAUCCCGAAUCGGUCAUCACAUUGCGUCCAUCGAAGGAGUAAAUGGGGAUGGAGGGGUCAAAUGUGCCACCAUUUCCAGAGAAGAUGGAGCGCCAGCUUUUGAACAGCAUCUGACCCUGAAAGGAGAGGACAGCAAAAAAAAGAGAAUAGUCCUUUUGGUGAUUCAUCCCCAGGCGAAACUGUGAAGCAUGUAUAGGCCUCCUCACCCUGAGAUUAACCACAGGCAUGUCACUGCGGUCUGCCUUCCUCACAAUGGUGGCCAGAUCUUGGAGGUGCGAGGACAGGAAGGCCCUGUAUGUGCUCGUCAGCCCCACGGCCCGUGCCUGCUGGUAGCACUGGAAGUCGGCACCGCGGAUCCCUCGCAUAUCCCCUUUCAAUGGGGUGUUCAGAGCCACGAGAUGGAGCUACACCACAGAGAACAUACUAUUAGAACAGAUCUCAUUUUUAUCCAUGAAGCAACUUUGUUGUAUUGUCUACUCGACUUAUCGCUCCAUACUCAACGCAGUACUUCAUUCAUCUUGUGCUGGUUUUCACUACUUUUUUACAAUGUGCGCCAUUUCUAGCACAUUACCACAUUUAUGUUUGAAAUGUCCUAAAAAAAUAAAGCUUUUAAAAUCAUGACUAAUAUAGUAAAUUUGUAGGUACACUAGGGAUCGGCAACGGGCCCCUCGAUUAGUUUACACCCCCAAAAUUAUUUUUGAGGGAAAAUUACAAAUGUUUCCUCUACUAUACCUGCUCAGUUGUAAUAGCACCGUUCAAUCAUUACUGGAUUGCAGACAUCGCUUAGUAGCACUUCCGCUGGGUCUUCUCCACGAAGAAUAUCAUCAAGAAUAUAUGUUUAACAAAUUUACUCUAUCACGCACAACUCACAGUCAGGGUUUCAUGCAAACAAAGUGCAACAUAAAUAUAAGACAACAGUUAAUCAAGACACAAGCUAUUGUGAUGUACAAAAUGUAUAACUGUGUUUCCUCUACUUUUCCUCACCGUACAUUUGGGGUACUUUUAGCUGCUCCGAGGUU
Phycodurus eques (leafy seadragon) is the source of this 4865-nucleotide messenger RNA. It is a transcript of the gene dusp12, whose product is annotated as dual specificity phosphatase 12. Gene Ontology annotation, molecular function: protein tyrosine/serine/threonine phosphatase activity. Bases 145 to 1143 code for a protein of 332 amino acids. NCBI's taxonomy places the organism in Eukaryota, Metazoa, Chordata, Actinopteri, Syngnathiformes, Syngnathidae. Gene Ontology annotation, biological process: protein dephosphorylation. The transcript has 10 exons. Gene Ontology annotation, cellular component: nucleus. The record is from RefSeq and is a predicted model, not a curated record.